CGUCAUGUUGUUGUUCUGUUCCAGGAAAUAAGCAGGGGAUGUACGGAGACUAGAAAGUGCGUCAAUAACUUCAGUGGAAGAUAUAGUUUGCAUUUCAGCAUGGAAGCAGGCCUCUCCUCUGCCUAGAAGAAUGGCUUUGCACCUGGACCGCUCCUCUGCCAGCAGCACCAUGGAGACGUCCAACUUCGCUCACGUGAUCUUCCAGAACGUUGGGAAGAGCUACCUCCCCCACGCCGCCCUCGAGUGCCACUACACACUCACCCAGUUCAUCACCCCGCACCCCAAGGACUGGGUCGGCAUCUUUAAGGUGGGGUGGAGUACUGCACGGGACUACUACACCUUCCUGUGGUCUCCCAUGCCAGAGGAGCUCACUGAGGGCACGGCCAUCAACAGAUCAGUGGUGUUUCAAGGCUACUACGUUCCUAAUGACGACGGGGAGUUCUACCAGUUCUGCUAUGUGAGUCAUAAAGGGGAGAUCCGGGGCGCCAGCACGCCCUUCCUGUUCCGCAGCGGAACCCCCACGGAGGACGAGCUGCUCGCCGUCGAGGACGACGCCAACUCAGACAUCCUGGUGGUCACCACCAAGGCCAGCUACCUAGAGCAAAAGCUGGAGGAGCUGCGUGUGGAGAAGGAGGUGGUGGAGCGUGCUCUUGCGGAGGUGCAGCAGGAGAAGCUGCAGCUAGAGGGCGCUGUGGAGCAGCUGCGGCAGCAGAGCCGCGAGACCCAGCAGGAGAGAGAGCAGCUCACACACACACUCACCCAGGAGCAGCACGCCGCCACACAGCUCAGGACACAACUACAGGAGGUGGCGGAGGAGCGAGAGGAGGUGAAGAGGAGGCAGGAGGAGUCCAGCGUGCGCCUCCUGCAGCUGGAGGAGGACCUGAUUGGAGUCACCCAGAGGGGCCUGCAGAAGGAGACGCAGCUGGACAGGCGGAGUUGAAGGCGCUGCGUGAGCAGCUGCGUCAGAAGGAGGAGCAGCUUCACGCCACUCAGCAGCAGGCGGCCAUGUUGGGGGCGGAGCUUGGCGACGCGGCGAGCGCUCGCGACCGCAGCAUGUCGGAACUCUACCGCACGCGCCUGGAGGCGGAGUCACUGCGUGCGGAGGCGGAGCAACUGCGUUUGGAGGCGGGGCAACUGAGUGCGGAGGCGGGGCAACUGCGUUUGGAGGCGGGGCAACUGAGGAGGGCGCAGGACGAGUGCAGACGCCUGGAGCAGCAGCUACAGCAGCAACAACAACAACAACAACAACAACAACAACAGCAACAACAACAGCAGCAGGGCUGGAAGGACAACGACCAGCAGGAGGCGGAGGUGUGUGAGGUGGGGGCGCUGCAGGAGCUGCAGAGGGAGGUGGAGGACUUGCGUCUGCGUCUGCAGAUGGCAGCAGAACACUACAAGGACAAGUACAAGGAGUGCCAGAGACUCCAGAAACAAGUACUCAAGCAGGAGGAGAAGAGGAGCCCAGAGGCGGCCGCUACACCCCUGACCAGCAGCCCCGAGCCCUCCGUGCCCGGAAGUACCUAUGGCGGGGAGGCGGUGCUGGAUACCCUGAUCCAGAGCAAGCUGAGGACCGCGGGGCGCGACGCCGGCGACAAGAGCGACAAGAGCGACAAGUACCGCAAGAUUAAACAGCUGCUGAGUGAGGAGAAGGAGCGCAGCUGUGUGUUUGCAGACGAGCUGGCUAAGAUGGAGGUGAAAUGGAGAGAGCAGCUGAAGACCAACGACAGCCUCCGCCUACAGAUGGCCUCAGAGGAGGACCGCUAUAGGAGCCAGGUGGCUGAGAAGGGUCGUGAGUUGAAGGAUCUGAAGGACAAACUGGCUGCACUCACCCUGGAGAAGGAGAGACUGGAGGGGGAUCUUCAGCGCAGUGCCAGUCAUGAGGAGGAAGAGGCGGGCUCUGGGCAGGAAGGGGAGGAGUUAGAGGCGGCUCCAGUGUUUCUGCAGUAUCCUCUUCCAUACGAACCCUCACCACUCAUGGCCUCACACCUGCAGUAUGGAAACCCAUACACACGAGAUGGCGCAGACGGGGAUGAGUUCUCGGAUGAGAUGUUGCCACGGUUACCGCCGAUGGGCCCCCCGUCAUGGGACAGUAACGUGGUGUGCAUCCAGCCCGCACGCAACCUGAGCCGACCCGACGGCCUGGAAGAGCCCGACGCAGAGCAGAGCAGCCAGCCCAGUCCCACUGAAGAGCCCGCUGCUCCCGAGGCUCCAAGUACUCAGAUCAGUGACACACCCAUGCCCUUCUGCUUUGAGUCCAGUGGUGAGCAGAAGCGUUGUCCCCUGUGUGAGGUGAUCUUCCCCCCGCACUACGAGCAGCGACGCUUCGAGGAGCACGUGGAGAGCCACUGGAAGGUGUGUCCCAUGUGCAGUGAGCAGUUCCCGCUGGAUUGCCAGCAGCAGCUCUUUGAGAAGCACGUGCUCACACACUUCGACGCCAACGUGCUCAACUUCGACUGAGACGGACACCACAGCACACCAGCACGCCCCUGAUUGUGUGUGUGUGUGUGUGUGUGUGUGUGUGUGUGUGUGUGGGGAGGGGAGUCAGCAGUUUGCACGUGCGAGUGAGAGAGGCGAGCAUUCAGGAGAGGUCCUGUGUGUGUUUUUACAUGGAUUAAGUGUAGGUGUGUGAAGGUGUGUGUGUGAGAGAGUGAGAGUGAGUAAGUAAUGAAGUGAGUCUCUGAAGGAUAGUGUGUGUGUGUGUGGUGUGUUAAGGGGAGUGGUUAUAGGGGACAGUGUAUGUAGGUGUUCUUAUUUUGUGGGAGGUGGUGUGUGUGUGUGUGUGUGUGUGUGUGUGUCUCUCUCUCUCAUUAUAACGUCUCAUGUCUGAUCAGCCCCUCAGUCUAGAAUGAGAUUUCAGAAGAUCAGACUGUUGCCUGGCAACACUGAUAUUGAUUAUAUUAUUGUUAUUAUUAUUAUGAUUAUGAUGAUGACUAUUAUUCUUAUGGAGCUUUCACCUUCUUUCAGUCACCUAAACUUCCUCUUUUGGCUUUGUGUGUCAUGUCACAUGAUAUCAUUACUCCACUCUGAUUGGAUGUCCAGGUAGCAUAAUAUUCUUCUGCAGCCUAUAGGAGUCCAGCCUCAUAUUUUGCCAGCCAAUCGGAUACUCAGCUCAGGCUCCUCUGCUCCAAUCAGGUAGCGCGUGUUUUGUAGUGCGUGCGGGGGGCGGGUCUUAUUCUCACUCUUCAGCUUGAUUGGCUGGUGUCUUAUUUGAAAGCAGCUGGCGUUAGCUGUGUGCAUGUCAGUUAGGUUCUUUUGCCUGUUGCAGGUGUGUAUUACCUGCCCAUCACUGUGUGUUCCUGCGUCUGGACUCGGAGUGUGUGUGUGUGCGAUGGCUUGCACGCGUACACGAGUGUGUGUGUGUGUGUGUGUGUGUGUGUGUGUCUGUAAUUAUCCUUUACUUAUGAUAACAAUAAAGAGUGUGGACAUAGACUGCA
This is a messenger RNA of Sardina pilchardus (European sardine), 3434 nucleotides long. RefSeq names its product Tax1 (human T-cell leukemia virus type I) binding protein 1b (gene tax1bp1b). Lineage: Eukaryota; Metazoa; Chordata; Actinopteri; Clupeiformes; Clupeidae. The record is from RefSeq and is a predicted model, not a curated record.